Rhododendron vialii is the source of this 1183-nucleotide messenger RNA. Its product is annotated as probable glutathione S-transferase. The record is from RefSeq and is a predicted model, not a curated record. The transcript is spliced from 2 exons. Gene Ontology annotation, biological process: glutathione metabolic process. Gene Ontology annotation, molecular function: glutathione transferase activity. Gene Ontology annotation, cellular component: cytoplasm. Lineage: Eukaryota; Viridiplantae; Streptophyta; Magnoliopsida; Ericales; Ericaceae. Bases 259 to 933 code for a protein of 224 amino acids.
UUCCAAGAAAGUGCCCAGAUCGGCUUUCCAAGAAAGUCAAAAAUUGUGCUUUCCAAGAAAGCGCUUAGAUCUUAAAACUAUAAUUUAAAUAUUCAGCGUCCUUGAAAGCUCAUCAUAUUCAUCCAUCAACGAUCAUUGGGUUGCGAUUGGAUCCCUCGAAGCCCGCCGCACAAGACAUCUCUCUAUUAAAUUCCGCAACACAAGAAGCCUACAGGCCCUCUCAAUCCUGCACCACAGCUGGAACUUGGCAAAACAAUUAUGGGAGAAGUGAAGGUGAUUGGCGCAACCACGAGCCUUUUUUGCACCAGAGUGGAGUGGGCUAUCAAGCUGAAAGGGGUGGAAUACGAGUACAUACAAGAAGACGUGCGCAACAAGAGUCCCUUGCUUCUGAAGCACAACCCGGUGCACAAGAAGGUCCCGGUGAUUCUCCACGGCGGCAGGGCUGUUGCCGAGUCCCUCGUUAUCCUCGAGUACAUUGAUGAUACCUGGAAACAGAAUCCUCUGUUGCCUGAAGAUCCGUAUGAGAGAAGCACGGCUCGUUUCUGGGCUAAAUUCAGCGAUGACAAGUGUAUCUUCGGUGCAUUUGAUGCUUGCAAAGCUGAAGGAGAAGAAAAGGAGAAGGCUAUAGAGUCUGCAAGAGAAUCACUAUCAUUUCUUGAGGAACAAAUAGAAGGGAAAACGUUUUUCGGCGGCGAAAAGAUAGGCUUUCUGGAUUUAGCAGUUGGUUGGAUCCCUCUUUGGCUUGGAGUAAUGGAACAAGUUGGAGAGAUGAAACUACUUGACGCCGAGAAAUUCCCUUCCCUCCAUGAGUGGUCUCAAAACUUCAUCAAGAUUCCACUGAUCAAAGAAGCCUUGCCCCCAAGAGAAAAGUUGGUUGACUACUUCACUGCCAGUGUCAACUACAUGCGUUCCUUAGCUUCGCAGAAGCAGUAAAUUGAUGGAAUUCAUUUUGUAGUCCUCGUGAUUUGAUAAACAAAUGAAUAAGAUCGAUCGAGAGUCGUUCAUUUCCUAUGUCUCAAAUUUAGAUUUUCUCUUGGGUUGUGGUAAAAUCGGAUUUCUGGGCAUGCUUAUGCCUUGUAGCAGACUAUUGAGAGAGCUAGUCUUAUUUGUACCUGUUUGUUUGUACUUGUUUACCAUGGAUAUUUGAAGCAAAAUACAUUCAGUUUGUUUGGAAAGUAUAAAA